AUGGGCUGUGCAUCCUCGCGACCUUCAAGCAAGACCUCCUCCCACAGCUCCCGCAGCUCUCCCCACGGCUCCCAUAGCACCCCUCACCACUCCCACAGCACUCCCCACACCCCCCGCGUUGCCCCUCAGGCUUCUCGUAGGUAUGCAGGUCAAGACACCUACGGAACCACCUACAUGCCCGCCCCCCCUCGCCCCACAGCCCGCGCCGCGCAACCCACCCCCCGCUACGACGGCCCCGACAUGCUGUCCUUCGACACGCACUACGGCCGCGCCUUCAGCCCCGUGCCGCUGCAACCGCUUCCCCGCGCAGCAAGCCGCGACCUGCCGCCCAUGCCCGCGGCGCCCGCGCCCACAGCGCGCAGCCGCUCGCGCACGGGACGCGGCGCGCACGACGGGGAGUAUCAGUCCAGUGCGGGCCUGGGCGCGCUGCCGCCGCGGCCGCGCAACUUCCGUAACUCCGCGGUCAGUAUUCCCGAGAUCUGGUAUUCGGAGCCGCGGCAGGCGCCGACGUGGGAGGAGCUGCGCAGUGUGAGUCCGCUGGGCUCGUCGCGGUUUGAGCGCCCGAUUGAGAUGGCGGCGGUGAGGGGCAAGAGCGGUGCAGCGCAGGGGCGUGGUGUCCAGCGUCGAGGUGGGACGCAGCAUGGGCGGAGUGCUCAGCGUGGUGUUGGGACCCAGAAGAACGCGGUGAAGCAGGGGUCAAACUUCCGGGGUGGGAUUGGGGGGUGGGAGCUGUACUGA
Molecule: messenger RNA, 738 nt
Organism: Boeremia exigua
Lineage: Eukaryota; Fungi; Ascomycota; Dothideomycetes; Pleosporales; Didymellaceae
Exons: 1
Coding region: 1-738 (245 amino acids)
Source: RefSeq, a predicted model, not a curated record